Messenger RNA from Ziziphus jujuba (common jujube), 2705 nucleotides. RefSeq names its product CRS2-associated factor 1, chloroplastic. Gene Ontology annotation, molecular function: RNA binding. Lineage: Eukaryota; Viridiplantae; Streptophyta; Magnoliopsida; Rosales; Rhamnaceae. The transcript is spliced from 5 exons. Bases 197 to 2638 code for a protein of 813 amino acids. The record is from RefSeq and is a predicted model, not a curated record. Gene Ontology annotation, biological process: Group II intron splicing.
AGAAAGGAAGCUCACCCAACCACAAAACCUCUCCAAAAUCUUCAUCGGAGAACUCAACAACAGGCUCGCCCAUCGCCCGCUACGACGUCGUUAGACCUUGGUCGCACCCGAACUCGCUCUCAGCCAAUGUCAAAUCUCUAAGCUUCCUUCUCUCGCCUCUUCAACCCUCCAAUUCGCCGAACCAGUUCCCGAAAAAAUGGCGCUGAAAUGGCCCAUACCGUUCCCAAUCUUCGCGCCACUUCUGAACAAGACUCCGGCUCCUACUCCUACCCCGAACCCGUCCCAUCACCGCCCGCCCGGUGAAGUCCGGUUCUCGCGGUGGAACAACGCCAACGCCGAGAAAUUCAACGAGCGCCGGCGAGCCCAGCAAGAAAUCGAGGACGACAUACGGCGAGAGCGACGCUUCGAUUCAGCCGCGAGAAUUUCCACUAUCGACGACGACGGUUCUGCUGCCACUGACACCUCCGCAACCCCCUCGAACGGCCAAACAUUCAAAUCCAUCGGCACGCCUUCUUUACCCUCGAGACCUUCAAUCCCUGGCAAGAAAUCCAAGUACUCUAAAAACCCUUACCCUAACCACAACCACAACUCCAAUGAUUCCCACCCCGCUUUUCGCCGGUUUCCGAAGACCUCCAUGAAAAUCUCCAACUUGCCAAGAGAGAACAAUCCCCCAAUCAACCGCCAAGCCAAUGUCUCUGUGGGUGAAGAUGGAUUGUCCUAUGUCAUUGAUGGAUCUCCAUUUGAAUUCAAGUACAGCUACACUGAAACCCCCAAGGCUAAGCCCAUUAAGCUACGCGAGCCGCCGUACGCACCGUUUGGGCCCACCACUAUGCCCCGGCCGUGGACUGGGCGGGCUCCAUUGCCUCCGAGCAAGAAGAAAAUGAGGGAAUUUGAUUCCUUUCGGCUGCCGCCACCGCAUAAGAAGGGUGUUAAGCCGGUUCAGGCGCCGGGGCCGUUCUUGCCGGGUUCGGGACCCAAGUACGUGAUGUCUAGGGAAGAGAUAUUGGGCGCGCCUUUGACGGAGGAGGAAAUUAAGGACUUGAUCAAUGGGUGUAUUAAAUCCAAGAGACAGUUGAAUAUGGGUAGAGAUGGUUUAACACACAACAUGUUGGAUAAUAUUCAUGCUCAUUGGAAGCGGCGAAGAGUCUGCAAGAUUAAAUGUAAAGGAGUGUGUACGGUUGAUAUGGACAAUGUGCGGCAGCAGUUAGAGGAAAGGACUGGAGGAAAGAUUAUCUACAGUAAAGGUGGCGUGAUAUAUCUUUUCCGAGGCAGAAACUAUAACUACAAAACUCGGCCACGUUUUCCUCUCAUGUUAUGGAAGCCUGUUACCCCUUUAUAUCCUAGAUUGGUUCAGCGGGUUCCCGAGGGUCUGACACUGGAAGAGGCUACGGAAAUGCGCAAGAAGGGACGGAGCCUAAUACCAAUAUGCAAGCUUGGGAAAAAUGGUGUUUACAUUGACCUGGUAAAAAAUGUCAGAGAGGCAUUUGAAGAAUGUGAAAUAGUGCGAAUUAAUUGCCAAGGUAUGAAUCGAAGUGACUACAGAAAAAUUGGUGCUAAACUAAAGGAUCUUAUCCCUUGUGUUCUAAUCUCAUUUGAACGUGAGCACAUACUUAUGUGGAGAGGAAAGGAUUGGAAGUCAUCCCUCCCAAAAUUGGAUAAAGAUUGUAGAGAAGUCAUGGCAUCCGAUUCUGGUGUAGAUAAUGCAGCUUCAGUUUCACCGUCCUUGGAAGGACAAGAAGAAUCACCAUCAUCUGAUCCAGUGGUCCUGGUUAACAAUGAAAGUUCUGAAGUGCCGUCUACAACUACACCACAUGUAGGUUCUGAAGUUCUGGGUGUAGAGGAAAGUGAGGGUUCAUCCAUUAUAGAAUGUGUUGACCCACUUGCUGCAACUGAUGCAGUUUCAACGGCAGGAAUGACCUAUGGAGCUAAAAAUGUACCAAAUGUUCAAAGUCCUGCAGAUGAUGUAUUAGAAGCUAUAAGGAAUGCAGGUUAUAGUGCUGCUGGUAGAUCAGAUGAUCCUGGCUAUGCUGGUGAUGACCCAGCAAUUACAAGCAACAUAUCUGGAAGCAAUACUACAUUGGAUAAUGCUGACUAUGUUGAUGGACAACCGUCGGUCGACAUGGGAUCUGAGACCACACUACUAGCCACUGAAAGCACUGAAACAAAAUUGGAUUCUGUUGGAGCAAGUCAUAUAGAUAAUGAGAAUCUACAGGUUGUUUCAGAAUCCUCCCAAAGUACAAGUCAUCCAGCGAGGUCGCCUGCACUUUGUACAGAGGGAGUAAUAACACUCUUGAAGGAAGCUGUCGAAGGUGGGAGCGCAAUGAUUUUAGAAGAUUCAUAUUUGGAUGCUGAUAUUGUUUAUGAAAAGGCAGUUGCAUUUGCCAAGUCUGCUCCACCUGAGCCUGUUUUUAGGCAUGGACCCAGAAAGGUUCUAUUUAGAAAGUCCGAAAUUAGAAAGAGCGAGGAGCAAGAAUCUGAGGAGACGGAAUCAAAACAGAUAACAACAGUACCUGUGAAAAAAGGAAAAGAGAAAAAGGGUUCGAAAAUUCAAAGGAGGAAAGAUUUUGGUGGGCGUCUAGAUAAUGUUGUACCGCAGGGUAGUUUGGGAGUAGAUGAACUAGCAAAACUCUUGGCAUGAUAUAUGCCUGCAUACUGUGAGGUUAAUUUAUCGAUCUUAUUAAAUUAAUUAAUUUUAUUAUUCUUUA